AUCCGCGGCAGCAGUAGUAGGAACAAGAUGGUGACGACUAAUCGGUCGUUUUACAUGAGAAAAUCGCAAAAACACUCUUUUUCAAACAUAACGCAGAGCUUUUGAGCCGAAAAAAAUUAUCGGUAACCUCGCAGGAGCUCGACAAUUGACUGACAGCGCGGUAUCACCAGUGCUAUCGAUAACAAUGUGCCGUUUACGUUUAGAUAAGAAUAAGUGUCAAUGAUGUGCGGAUAAGUGGAUUUAUUUAUAUUUUGGUCGGGUAUUAUCAUGUCUGUACCAGCUGCAGGGAAACCCGGACCCACGUUGGGCUCCACGAAUGCGGUAUCCCUCAAACCCAUCGAGGUUCCCGAAGCUUUGCAGAGCGGGGAGAAAUUCAUCAAAUGGGAUGAGGAUUCUGGCGUUGGGACUCCGGUGACAUUGAGGGUAGAUCCUCAUGGAUUUUACCUCUACUGGGUCGACCAAAACCACGAAAUGGAUCUACUCGACAUUGCCAUCAUCCGUGAUACCCGAACUGGUCGAUAUGCUAAAAUACCAAAGGAUCCAAAAUUAAGACAGAUCGUCACUAUGGGCUCCCAAGAUACGCUCGAAGAAAAAACUGUUACCGUGUGCUGUGCCAAUGAUUUCGUAAAUAUAACGUUUAUUAAUUUCUGUUGUACAAAGAAGGACAUAGCCAGGCUGUGGACGGACUCUCUCAUUAGUUUGGCAUAUAAUUUGAACCAAAUUAACGGCACCACAAAAAUGUACUUAUUCAAAGCUUAUACGAAAUUACAGUUAAUCAGGGACAAGUCGGGGAGCAUACCUGUUAAAAAUUUGAUGAAGAUGUUUGCACAAAACAAGGACGACAAGAAAAGGAUAGAAUCGAUUUUAGCAAAUUUAGGGUUUCCGACUGGCAAAAAUGACACGAUCAAUCCGGAAACAUUCACAUUCGAGGUAUUUUUCGACUUCUACAUCAAACUCACCAAAAGGGCAGAAGUGGAAAGAGUAUUUGAUGAAAUAGUGCGCCCGCAGAAACUCAUGACAUCCAAUCAGUUCGUUGAUUUUCUGAACAAAAAACAACGGGAUCCUCGAUUAAACGAAAUUCUACAUCCAUACGCAGAUGCAGUCAAAGCGAAAGACGUUAUAUCUCUGUAUGAACCAAAUACAUACAAUGCUCAAAGGGGAUUCUUUUCCUUUGAAGGAUUUCUGAGGUAUCUUUUGUCCGAAGACAACAACAUAAUGGCUGCUACGAAAUUCGAUCUGGGACACGAUAUGGAUCAACCUCUCGCACAUUAUUUUAUCAAUUCAUCGCACAACACUUAUUUGACAGGUCACCAAUUGACAGGAAGAUCCAGCGCCGAAAUGUACAGGCAAUGCUUAUUGGCCGGUUGUAGGUGCGUCGAAUUGGAUUUCUGGAAUGGUCGAACUGAGGAACCUGUCAUCGUGCACGGCUAUACUUUCGUACCUGAAAUAUCCGCCAAAGAGGUGCUGGAAGCCAUUGCGGAGAGUGCUUUCAAGACGUCCGACUACCCCGUGGUGCUGUCUUUCGAAAAUCACUGCAAUCCGAGGCAACAGGCAAAAAUCGCAAAUUAUUGUCGAGAGAUUUUCGGUGAUAUGCUGCUAGAAACCCCAUUAGAAUCGUAUAAGUUAGAACCAGGAAAUCCUUUGCCACCUCCUUCGGUUCUGAAGAGGAAAAUCAUAAUUAAAAACAAGAAAAAACACCAUCACCAUCAUCACAAACGAACAGUGACUCCGUCACCUGAAGCUCAAACUGUUGAAAGUCCGGAUAACGCCGAAAUAGCCGAAAUCGCUGAUAUCGCAGAAAUUGUUGAAAACGUAGAAAAUUCUGAAACCGCCGAAAAUGCUGAUGAAGUCGUUGAGACUGUCAACGUAAAUAACGCAGAAAAUUCCGAAGUUACGGGUGCUGAUAAUGUUAAUAAUGACGCUAUUUUACCUAAACACGCUCCUCCUCUCGCACAAAUUAAACAGGGUUCAAAAGAAUCUACGGGUACCGAAGAUGAGGAUUCUUCGAGCGAGGAAGAUAACGUGGAGGCCGAUAUACCCGUCGAAAGCACGGAAGGCGAGAUCAAAGCUCCGGCUACCGAAACCGAGGCCGGAGCCGAAAUUUCCGCUCUAGUCAAUUACGUACAGCCAGUUCAUUUUUCUAGCUUCGAAAACGCCAAAAAAAAAAAUCGUAGCUACGAAAUGUCAUCGUUCGACGAGAAACAAGCGACGUCUUUGUUGAAAGAAUACCCCAUACAAUUUGUGAACUACAACAAACACCAAUUGAGUAGAGUGUAUCCGGCCGGCACUCGUUUCGACUCGUCCAACUUCAUGCCGCAGGUAUUUUGGAAUGCUGGAUGUCAAUUGGUUGCAUUGAAUUAUCAAACUCUGGAUUUGGCCAUGCAGUUGAAUCUCGGUAUUUUCGAAUACAAUUUCAGGUGCGGUUAUUUGUUGAAGCCGGAGUUCAUGCGUCGCACCGACAGAAGAUUUUACCCGUUUGCCGAGAGUACCGUUGACGGCAUCAUAGCCGGUACCGUGAAAAUAACUGUGAUAUCUGGACAAUUUUUGACUGACAAGAGAGUAGGGACUUAUGUUGAAGUAGAAAUGUACGGUUUGCCGGCGGAUACCGUCAGGAAACGGUUUAGGACGAAGGUGAUCGCUAACAACGGUGUCAAUCCGGUAUUCGAUGAGGAUCCGUUUGUAUUUAAAAAGGUUGUUUUACCAGAACUAGCAUCCAUACGAAUAGUAGCCUACGAAGAAUCCGGAAAAUUCAUCGGACAUCGAAUCCUUCCAGUGGUGGGUCUGUGCCCGGGUUACCGACAUGUCAAUUUACGAACGGAAAUAGGCCAACCUCUACCUCUCGCUACGCUCUUCCUAGAAAUCGUGGUUAAAGACUACGUUCCAGAUGGUUUAUCCGAUUUCGCCGAAGCCUUAGCGAACCCUAUCAAGUACCAGAGCGAUUUGGAGAAACGGGCUCAACAACUAGCCGUUUUGACGGACGAUAUGGAACCCACCGAUGGUACCGAAGAGCAGAAAAAGAGCAAUACUCUGACCAGAGUUAGCAGAGAUAUUACCACGAAUGGAAGUCCAAUACAGAGACCUUCAAUAACCAUCGGAAGCGUCUCGGUAGAAUCGACAACAGAAAACGAAGUACCCAUCAUCCCUGUAGCCAUUUCUUCUUCGACGACAGCGCCGUCAGAAAACAAUUCGUUCGCCAAACCGUCAGAAUUUAAAGAAGAAAAAAUUGAAGAGUUAAUUGCCGAACCUAUAGAAAAGAUUUUAGAAAACAAAUUGGUGAAAGAGAAACGGCUAGAAUUGGAUAAGAAACUAGAGACGUUGCGAAGGAAACACGAAAAGAAGAAGAUGUCUUUGAAUACGCAAAGAUCGAGCGAUUUUUCGGAGAAGAAAUCGAAAUUGGCGAACAUGAAGUUGGUGAAAAGGUUAUCCAGUAAAAAUAUUGUCAGCGCCGUUUUCUAUACGGAAUCAUCGAGCGCAGAACCGUUGACGAGCGUUGCGGACUGUCCGGAGGGCAGCGGAGCCGAAGGAGAGAUGAGGCCAUCGUUGCCCAGAAGUCAUUCGGAACGACUGUUGGCCAUUAACAAAGAGUUUGUUAUGCAGGAGAAGGAGCUCAGAGAAAAGUACCAUGAUGUUAUCUACAGUUUAGCCGAAAAAGUUAUGAAGACCUCACAAUCAAGUCAGAUAAAAACUUUAAAGGAUCAACAAGAAAAGGAAACGAACGAGCUGAUGAGGAAGCUGCAGGCCGAUCACAGGGAGGAGGUGAAAGCAUUGAAAGAGAAACAUCGGAACCGCGAGCAGUUCACUCGCGUGAAACGAGAGGCGGUCACCGCGGUGGUGGGGAGAGGUGUUUCGGAACGAGAAAAAUUAUCGCAGCUGUACGAAAAUCGAAAAGAAGAACUCCAGAGACAGCACGAAAACGUUAGAGAUUUGCUAUUGGAGCAAAAAGACAAGGCUAAAGCCGCUUUAUGCAAAGAAUUCGAAUUGCGCCUAUCGAACGUUGAAGGGGAAUCCAGCGCUGUCCAGUAGAGACUCCGAUAGCGACAAGAUUUGGUUAAACUCAGCGCGCGUCUCGUUUGCAAAUUUUGACGCGCAGCCUUUUCGACAUUUUGACGGAUUCCCGGCUAGGAAGAAGAAAAGUGCAAUAUUCCGAAUAUUGAAAAUAUUCAACUACUUACAUAUUUGUAUAAUGUCAAACAAACUAAACAAAAACGUUGCAGUCUUUGAUAAUCUUGACAAUCAAUCAAACAACCGUUUGGUAUCAUUUGGUAAAUAUUAUAGACAUAAAUUGUUAAAUAGAAUAGUUUGUCGUUAGAGGGAAGAUUGAACUUGACAGUUUGCCAGUUUACAGCACAGAACUAUAAAGCGCGAUGGAUUCAAAUUACCGAAUUUCUAUACUACAACGUUACGCGUUUAAGUUUAUCAACAAAACGUAUAUGGAUACUAUAAACAUAAGUUCUUUGUAUAGUAAAAGCUUUCUGUGAACUAAAAAAUGACUACUAAUUUAUUUAAUUAAUUUUCUCUUCUAUUUUCAUAAUAUGGCAAUAUCAUCAACUUUUUUUACAAAUUUGUUUUGAUGGGAGUUUGAGUUGUUUGCAUAAGUUUAUUUACUUUUAUUAUUGAAUUAAAAAACAAUUCAAAAAACGCAAAUACUACUUUUUCGCUCAGUGGCGCUAUAUUUUAACCGUAAUUUCUUUAAACAGUGUUUUAAACUUAAAAACUCUCGGCCUAACUUUAAUGUUUACAGUAUUUUGUUAAAGUUCCUCAAAAUACGUUGACCAUUUUAAUAAUUGACAGAUACGACGUUGACAUUUGACUUCUCCUUGAUUUAUAGUUCUGUGAUCGAUACGGUAACAUGACGCUUAUUAAUACGAGUGCCAGAUGGCAUUCUGGUCUGUAAAAUGACAUUUGACAAUCGAGUCAACUUCACUCGAAGCUCUAGUCUACAUAUUCGAUGUUUGUUGUUAAUUGUGAUAGUAGAGUUUAGAAACAUUUUAGGAAAACAAAGUGAUAAGAUGCUUCAGAAACAAUAUUAUAAAAAUAAAAACAAAAUAGUCAAACAAACACUUGUGCCAGUUAAUAUGAAUAUAUUUUUACAAAUGCUUCUUCGUUUUUGCUGAACCGAAAUACCUUUUCUCUGUGACUUUGUAUAUUUUGAUUUUGUUUUUUGUUUCGAAUAUUUCGGAAAGGGAAACAAUAUAGCCAAAAAAUGGGGUUUGUUAAUUUUUAAGUAUAUUUGACUGACAGUUAUUACUCAAAUCGACAUUUUUUUUCACAUUUUGGAUCCUCUGUGUUAUCACCUUAAUCCGUUUGUAGCGUGCAACCUGCAACGUUAUUGUGCCACAUUCACUCACUCAUUCACCGUCAUUUAUUAUACACAUGGUGGAACGUCUCCCAUCCACGACGUGACUGGAGACAUCCACCGCUUAACUGUUACGAGAACGUAGAUGCAAACUAAUCGAUAUUUAACUUUAAAAGAUAAUUGACAUUUAACAUAUUUUUAGAACAUUAAAUGGAUAUUAAAUAACCAAAUAGAACGUUGAAAAGUAUAAUGUGAUUUAUAUGCAGUUGUCGGUCAAAUUGACUUUAAAUAUCCUUUUGAGAAGUUAAAUUUACUUUUAAUUAUCCUUUUCCUAGAACAAUUUUCAAAACAAUUUUUUGUUUAAUUUUAUUAAAGCUGAAAAAUUAUAAAUGAUUAAAUUUUGAAAAAUUAAAUUGUAAAUAUAAAAAAAUUAAGAAAUGUUUUGAAAAGGAUAUUUUGUUUCCCGUUUUCAUGGGUGUACCAAAUGAAUAAAAAAAUUCAAAUUUUCUUGAGCUUUUUAACUAAGUGUAUAGUUAAAAGUAGAUGAUAGUGCAUCGUAAAUUUAGCCUGAACAUAUAUAAGUAUUUAAUGUUUGUAUAGACGACAAAAAACGUAUUAGAAAUAUUUAUACAAUAUCUUUAGGAUUUGACCAUCUAAAAGUGUUCAAGAAAAUUUGCUAUUUUUAAUUUUUGUAUAACUAUAGGUUUUCCUGUUAUUGUUACGGACAUUCUGUAGUCAAAGUUUAUAUUUUUACCGAGUUAUAUGCCUCGUUAAAGUCUACAAUUACUGGUGUAAAUACGUGUCAUAUGAACACGAAAUUUUUCAGCAUUUGUCCCAGUACAAAUAUCUGAUCUGAAUGUUUAAAAAAUAGUUACUAAAGAAAAAAUAUUAAUCUCAAGCUCCAUUACUCUACAGGAUGUUCAUACAAAAAAUAAUUCUAUAUUUUAUUCUUAUAUACCUCUCUAAAAAUAACUUACCCUACUCCUUACACAAAUAUUUAAAAAAUCCCCUCUACCUUAACUGUACUUAAUCACCUUACUGUGACUUUAUAUAGGUAUAAUUUGUUAAGUAUAUUUAAAAUGACGUUGCUGAAAGUGUUUGCUGCUAUAUUAUACAUUAUAACUGAUUGUUAAUUAGCAUAGAAUUGAUUAAAAUUAGUAAAAAAAAAACACUGGUAUCUCUAGAUGAACAGAAAUGGAGUAGGCGUUUUAGAACUGUACGUCAGAUAAUGAGGAAUCUUUUUGUGUUCUUUAAAAUUUUAACAAAAUUUCAAUUCAGGAAUAAUUCAAGUCCGUAUUUAAAAUUAUUAACCUGAGGACGGUGGGACAAAAGCGAAACGUUUUGUUUAGUUUAAAUAAAUAUUUUCAUUGACCCCUUUACGCCUGGUUUUUUUAACAUCGUUCCUGAGGGAGGCAUAAAACUAACUUGUAUAAGUUAGGGAGGGGAGCAGUGAACUUUUUUACGUUUCGUCACAAAGGUUCAGGGAUUUUUAUUUUGGAAUUAUAUGAGUCGUAUGAAAUAAAGAUUAUUUUAGGUAAAUGAAGAGAAGAUGAAACAUACGCAACUGAAAAUUCAAAUUAGAGGAAAUAAAAGAUCUGUUUCCAGUAACGACGAAAAGAAAAAUUUACAGGUUAUAUGUUGCUGCAAUGAAAAGUUUAACCGAAGACUUGGCGUGUCUGAGUUUGACUAUAGCUUCGGGAUUAAAUAAAUAUAUAGAUAGAUUUGAAAGGAGCUGAACAUUAUUUUUUGUCCUUGUCCACCGCGACCUAUUCAGAUUUAUUGUGAGACUUCGUUAUUUAGAGGGUGAUACUUGCUGAUUUAAUAUCUCUCUUUCAUAGUAUUCUAUGACUAAGUUUGGCCUGGAUCACUGUUGCGUGUUCUCAUAGUCUCAGCGAAAUUGUUGUUUUCCACUUGGAUUCAAAAAUGUUAUUUUCCAGUAACGACGGUAAGGAAAUGUUAUAAGUUGUAUGUUGCUGUAAAGAAACGUUUUUUCGAAGACUUGACGUGUCUCAGCUUACCUUGGACUUCGUGGUUAAUGAACUGCCCAAUGUGCCUCUCAUUAAAUUGUUUAUCUACUUUAGUUAAAAAAGCGCAGUUUUGCGUUUGGAACGGAAAUUUUGAAUAAAAUAGAGGAAUUAUUCAAUAAUGUAUGGAAACAAAAGUGUCCGAUUAAUUUAUUUCUGCCAAAACCAUACAAUUAUUUAAAAAACAAUGUUUAAAAUUUUACUAAGGCGAUAUAUUUUCAAACUACAAGAAGAUUCCUUUUAUCCUAUAUACAGUUAAUUGAAUUUACUUACCAUCCCUUAUAUUUCAACACAGUGAGUUUCAUAAAGCUAUGAUUAAGCCUCCAAUUCUCGAAUUUGAUUAAAAAUAGUUCCUCGCGUAUUUUUCUUGCUUGUAAAACCUUGACGCAAUAAACAUUGGAAGUUUAAUCAUUUAAUGAUAAAUUUCAAUGAACUCACUUUUGUUAACGUUAAUUUCAUUAAUUACUGAAAAUCACGGCCUAUUCUAUUUUUAAGAUAGUUUUUCUUAUCGUUGAUUAGAAUUAAGAGAAUACUGCCUACUACAAUUUGAUCCUGUUUUUUUUUUUCGGUUUACUCUUUGUUACUCCUCGUAUAUAUUGAAAAAUAGACUGAUAUUGUCUUUAGUGAACCAGAAUUUAAAAUGUAUUUAAAAGGAGGAGUCGGUUUCUUUUUGUAUUAUUCUGUACCCUAGAAAUAUAAGAAAUUCUCUUUGGAGAUUUUUGUAUAAAACAAUUUUUCAUAGCGUUGUCAUAAACGAUUGUAGCAGUGAAAUUAUUAAAAAAAUGAGGUUAGAUGAUAUAAAAAGAAAUUGGCUUUUCAAACAGAGUAGUUUGACUAUGUAAAUUAGAGGAAAAAAAUAAAUAUAUUCGAAGUAGACAAUUAGACAAGAAGAGUGUUCCUCUGUGUAAAAAAUCUUCACCGGUAAAACGUAUAAGUAUAUAACCAUUGUAUAUUUUUGUUGAUUUUUUAUUUUUACAGUCUAUUUUUCAUUUUGUUAUUUAUUUUUUUCGUUCUUGUACGUGUUAUGGAAUGAAAAAAAUAUUGUUUAGGUACCUAAUUGAGAAUAAAAAUGUCUGUUGAUUACUUAGUUUUAAAUAGUUUUUAGCAGUGGAAUAUUUGGAGACAAUAAUCUUUUCGCUAACUUUACAGGUUACCAGGGUGUUUCCAAAAUAUUUAAAUUAUUAAAUACGUUUCGAAAUUCCAUCUUUUCAGAUAUUAUUUUCUGUCUGUAUUGGCACAGGUGAAAACUUUAUUUUACUUUUGUUUUUUUAACCAAAACUCCUAUUCGCAUUUAUAUAGGUAUAAAUAUAAUUCAUCCAAUAUUAUUAUUUUUUUUUUUUAAACAAAAUUAUAGUGAAUUAUUUAUUUGUAUUUUUUGUUGUAUUCGGUUGUUUGCGAUAGAAAAAGACCAGUAAAUAAUAAUUAUCUAGACAGCACAAAUAGAUGUCCUUUCGAUAUGCAUUUUUGAAUGUCUGGACGUUCAAAAAUUAGUUUUUCUGGACUUCCGGUAACCAACAGACGUCCAGUAACAGUUACGUAUACAAAUGGCACACUUUUGACCAUUCAGAGGACGUCUCUUUCUGGUUUAUAUUCGAACACUGCAUAUUCACGCAAUGGUCGUUAAGUUAAACAAUGACCAAUGGACGUCCAUUGAACGUUUUUGAUAGAAUACUGGACAUUUAAAAAUGUCCCCUCUUUCUGGAUUAUAUAGAGAAAGUAAAAGUUGAAAAGUCUUUUGGUAGGUAGAGAGGGGGUAAACGUCAAACCACGUCGGGCGGCUCCGAGAAUUUCACAGUAAUGUUUACCUGCCAGUGUCGUUUCAUAGAAUAAGUAACUUUAAAUUGUUAUCGGCGGAACCGGACAAUCGCAUGUAUUUAUGGAUUAUAAAUAAUUAUUAAACAUGUAUUAUAAUAUUCAAAUUAUAAUUUUACAAAAUUUCAACAGCUAUUCACAAUUUAUUAAAAUAUUUACUCGAAAUUGUUAUUAACAUCUAUAAAAUAAUUUUGUACGCCAAUGUAUCGCGUCCACUUCGGUGAGAUCCGCUGACAACCUGUCAAUUUAUGUGUAUAAAGUGGGAGAACUGGCAAAAGCAUUUCCAACUUUUACUUCUGUUCUAGUCCAUUACAUUACUUAAGAUCACCACUGUUUUUACACAACCGCAACUCACCACACACUAUUUUAGAUUAUUAAUGUAUUUAUUAUUUUCGCAACCCGCCAUACACCAUUAUUUUUUUAUUAAAUUAAAACGCGCUUGAGCGGAAAUCGAACGUAUGACACGUCCGUUAACGUUCUACAACUUCAGUCGCUAUACGACCUCGACAAUUGAGACACAACAAUUUGUUACCAGAUAUGAUUCUUAUUAUAAGAUUUGAAACCUUCGUUGAUUGAAUUAAUUACAAUAGAUUCAAUUUUUAACGACCAAUUUUAUAAAAAAAGAGUGUAUAAUUAAGAAUUAUCUGCUACGUUAAAUAAAUAUUCUAAGAUGGACGUCCAUUGGACGUUAACAUACUCAGAGAUAAGGGACAUACAGAUAGCAAACGCUCAUAAGAAGCACAUGCUUAAAAACAACUAGCUUUAACAUAUAAAUAUCGAUUUAACUUGUAACGUGAUACUUGAUAUUUUAUUUUUUUGUUAUAGUGUUUUAAGCUCAAUUGAUUUUGGGAGUGGGUCAAGUUAUUAAAUAACUCGAAUUACCUUGAAAAAGAAGUUGGGCACCACUAUAUUUAAAACUUACUAUACUUGACUAUAGAUUAGUGAUAAAAAUAUAGAAAAUCACUAACCAUUAAGAUAUUAUAUUUAAACCAAGUUUUAGAUAAGGUAGUAACAAAUUCUAAUUCACAGAGAUUUACUUAAUUCAAAUUUAGAUGAUUUAUUUAAAAAACAACGUAUCUGUUGUAACAGGAGGUAGUUAGAUUAGGAGUGUAAUUGCACGGUAUACUAGGCCUUCUUCAAAGGGAUUCUUAUUCUUAAUUCUGGACUUAAACAAUCUUCUAUAGGUAAACUAAACCUCGGUCUUCAGAUGGCACCAUACUCUUAGGUAUAAACUUCUUGAUAUAAACCGUUUAGAUACAAAUCUCCAUAAACUGUUUGAGAUAUAACUUGAAAUAAACCAAAAUAGAUAUAGCCAUGCCCACAAAAUCAGACGGAAUAUACGAUAGAUAAAAAUUACUUAGUACAUCGGAUGACCCAGAUAUUUUGAAAUGAAUGUGAUCUGUUUGAUAUAUUCGAAUCAAGUCAAAUAUGAACUUUUGACACAAGGAAUAAACGAAAAAUUACAUUUGAGUAGAGAUGUUUGUGUCAAAAUAACGAAAACAAUUCCAACCGUUACAAACUUUAGUGUAGGUAAAUAAAUUUAAACAAUGUAAAUUACGCUAAAUUAUUUAUUAAAAAGAAUACUACACUUACAGUCUAUUAUCAUGACAAAUAUUUUUUAAUUUUUAAUUUUUGUAACUUUAACAUAACAUUUUUGUUCUUAUUUUCCACACAACUGGCUAUUGGUAUUUCAUUUUUAAAAAUUUUGACUGCAAACUCGAUAUUGGGAAUUCAGAUAUUUUUCUUCCUAUAACAAAUAUUCUCUUUAACGUUUUGAAACCAUUUUCUUACUCUAAAACAAUAAAUAAUAAAUAAAUACUUUGUGACAAAAGUUGGCUACUGUUUGUUACUUACAUGGCUAGAUCUAACUUUAGUAAGGGAACGCUGUAUUGGAGUUGUUAAAUUUAUUUAUCUGGCACACGAUCUGGCAUGUAUGAGUAAUGCAAUACGUGCUCGAACUCAGUGUAAUAUUACAAAAUAUAAUUAAUGUCUUCAAAUUCACGCAAAAACAACCACAACCAUUUCGCUUAGUUCACCUUACAAUAUAAACAAUUCUUGAACCCAAAAUUUAAAAUUUAUUCUACGAUAUACAUUCAAUUAAUUGAUUUUUACAAACUGUCAACUGCUGUUCACGUUGCAAACGACGUCUACCUUUAGAGACCUUCUGAGACGCAUAGAUGACAUCAUCGUUGCUGCUGUCGUGUUUCACAUACUUCGAUAGGUAUGUGUUGCGUUUCCUAUCUUUAUGUCCCUGAUCUGUGAAUAUACUAUUUCACUUAAAAACGUCCACUGGGUAUCAAUAUGCAAUUGUUAAAUUAAUGUUCAUAAACCACUGAUCUGUAUUAUUUUACUGGAUAGGAUGUAGGCUAUAUUUAACAUACUAACAAAUCGUUCCACCAAGGAGACCGGAAGUGCAACAAUGCUGGCCGAUUUGGGCAAAUUAUAGUGGGUUCACAGAACUGAAAUUUGGGAUAAUUUGACAUACCUAACCUAUAAUUUGAUUAGUUUUUCUUCUUAUUCUUCUUCUAUUCCUUUUGCGGGCGAUGUCCUUCGGGAAAUUUCACUCAUGAUUUGAUUUUUUAUGAAAGAAAAUAUAAAAAUGGAAACGUGAAGCAUAUUGUGUCUUUAGGAAUGAACGUUUAUUGUUUAUUUCUUACUCUUUUUACUUUGUUUUCCACAAUAAAAACAUCUCAUCGUAGCUUGUUGACACAAUUUAAUGACAAAUGUGAUGACAAAUGGAAAUAUAUUAUUUACCCAAAUCGGCCAAUUUUUCGGAACGUUUUUUAGGGGGCUAUAUCCUAUCCAGUAAAAUAAUACAGAUCAGUGUCAUAAACGGAUGUAUAUUGGACGUUUAAAUACGGCUAUGGACGUUCUUCAGUGGGAUUCUCUAUUUUAGAUACGUCUCGUAUCGGAACGCCUAUCUUCGUUCGACAGACUGCGAUUCUAUAUGUUCGAUAUGUAUCAUGUCCCCUGUUCUGAUCCUUAAAAAUAUCUAAAAUGGACGUCCUAUUUGUGAUGUCUGGGUAUAAGCACAACUGGAAAUGUUAUUAGUUGUUUAUACAUAACUGCUCAUCAGACAGACACAUUUUUUUAUAAAAAUAGAUAACUGAAUGUUAGUCAAAAAUAGACGAACCAUCUGUACAAAGAAACACGUUUAAACAAUUUAUGUUAUAUGUAGGGUGACUACGGGUAGCAGAUUGUUGAUAACUUGAAACAGAACGUUACUAUCUUUGUAAUUAUGUAUGUUCUUUAUUAAAUGUAUAAUAUACAAAUAAGGUGACUUUAAAUAGAGAACGAUCGGCAAAAAUCACAAAAGUUAGUGUUUUGUAACAACGUUUUUAGUGAGGUUAUUAAGAGGCUUGGGCGAUUAUCAAAAUGAAUAAUCGAAAUAACCGAUUAUUCGAAAAUAAUCGAUUGAUCGAAGAUAAUAUAUUAAUCGAAAAUAAUCGAUUAAUCGAAUAAAUAAAAAAAACGGUAAUCGGAAAUAUUCGAUUAAUCGAAAGCAAUCGAUUUUUGAUAUUUAAAAUAACUUCAAUUAUUUUUCCCACCCCUGGUUAUUCAUCAGCCAUGUCUGUUUUUAUUUUCGAGUUCGAGAUUUGAGUUAUUUUGGGUGUUUACUUAAAAAUGGCAAAAAUUAAUAUUUAUUACUUACCUUUUUAGUCUUAAAUACUCUACAAGUUAAUAUAGAUCCUUUAGAAUCUUCAAAUCAAUCAACAACAGUUCGAAAACUAACAUUAAAAAAUCAGGUUAACAAGCUUUGUUAUUUUUGGCAAUCGUUGAAUUGCGUAUUAAUCGUCAUUUUAUAAUUCAUGGUUGCAUACUUUCAUUGUCUUGUUUUUGGUAUUAUUCCAGAUUCUUUCAGUGGCUAAAGAUUUGGCAUCAAUAAAACACAACUAUCUCGCUAUUUCUUAAGAGUCAAUGACCUGUUGUUACAUUGUGCCUCAUUUCACACUCCCAUUUCACCUCUACUCAGAUCUUUACAAGAAGCAAAAAAUUGUAAUAUCAAAAUAUACCUGUACGUCUUACUUAUUAAAUCUCUCUCAUAAAUAUAAUGACCGGUCAAAGUUAUGUCGUUAAUAAAUAUUAAAAAUAACGCAGUCCUAAGACGGAAUCCUGAGGAUUGCCACCAUUAAUUCAACCUUUUUCUAGUUUCUGUCAAUAUGACUAAGCUGUUUUCUGCCUGUAGUCGCCUUAAAAAAAUUAAUUAUUGUUAUUUUGUAUGUUGAAAAUUUUUAUUAAUAUAAUUACUAUUAGUUACAGAUAUUUAUCUAACUCAUUAAUAUUUAAGAAUCUAUUUCGUUAGUUCUCUCUCUAGUCACUCACAUCAAAUACAUUUACUUAACAUGGUUGUUUUUUAUUUGUUAAUUAUUAUUACCGUUUUUCUAUAAUUAGUAAUUAAAUUGAUUGACAGACAAUGAGAUUUUUAAAGUUGUCAUUUGUCAUUUGUUUUUGUGAACGCUACUUGUUAGAAUCUUGCCAAUUAGAGAUUAUGAUUAUUUUGAAGCAUAAAAAGAGACUUGACAGUGGUUUACGGAGAGAUAACUUCUUUUUAGAACGUGUAAAGAACAUUAUUUCAUCUAAUGAAAAACUUAUGGUGUAAACGAUAAAAACCUCCAAUUAAGCGAUUUUUUAACUUGUUCGGGGCAAGUAGUUGAAAUCAAAAUACCUACAUUACCUGUAUAUUAUUUCUUAAUUAGUACUAAAAGUAUGCUGUCUAAUUCAAUUUUUGAUUUGGUUAAAGUUUUUUUGAGUCUGACUUGAUCUCUAUUUUAAUUAUUAUACUCUAAAGUUAUACUAGGUGUCUGAGAUCCAGCAACCAUAUAGGUUAUUUGAAACCAACUAGUUACAGUUGUUAGCAUACUUUAACAUCGAUUUAACUAUGAAAUAACCUGAACAAAUUUUCAAAAUUAUGUAUGUUGUAUUACGGUGUAUGUUGCUUGAAAGGAAAAUUAAAUUUCAAACUAUUGUUUCGAGAUAACUUUAUAAAAAGAAAAAGUUAAAAAAAUGCUUAUAUGGAGAAUUUUUUUCGUUCGUUAACAUAUGUUACAUUCCAACGUACGUAGAUUUAAUUUAAAGUCUCGAAUUUUAUAUUUUUCCAACUUGUGCCUUUUAACCAAUAAUUUUACUUGUACACUGUUCUUAUUCGUCAAGUCAUGUAUUAAAUGUGUUUACUAUAAUGUUUAUGUCUAAAUAGAUUUAUGUGCUA
Messenger RNA from Psylliodes chrysocephalus, 14338 nucleotides. NCBI's taxonomy places the organism in Eukaryota, Metazoa, Arthropoda, Insecta, Coleoptera, Chrysomelidae. The record is from the annotation of a GenBank genome assembly.